Messenger RNA from Brienomyrus brachyistius, 2765 nucleotides. RefSeq names its product protein phosphatase 5, catalytic subunit (gene ppp5c). Bases 139 to 1611 code for a protein of 490 amino acids. NCBI's taxonomy places the organism in Eukaryota, Metazoa, Chordata, Actinopteri, Osteoglossiformes, Mormyridae. Gene Ontology annotation, molecular function: protein serine/threonine phosphatase activity; protein binding. The record is from RefSeq and is a predicted model, not a curated record. Gene Ontology annotation, cellular component: nucleus; cytosol. The transcript is spliced from 13 exons.
GUUUCAUUAGCUAUGCCCAAAACCUCUCGGGCGCCCUAAUCAUAGCGUGUCAAUGUUUUGCUAAGGCGUCGAUUUACGGCAGUAUUUGAGAGUAAAGUGACGCGACAAGGCACACUUUGCGACCGCACCUCAUUGGCAAUGGCGGGCACAACGAAAAGCGGCAGUGCGAAGAUGGCGGCGAACGAGCGAAGUGCCGAGGACCUCAAGGAGAAAGCGAAUAAAUACUUCAAAGAGAAGGACUAUGAUAACGCUAUCAAGUAUUACACAGAGGCUCUAGAACUGAAUCCGGACAAUGCGAUCUACUACAGUAACCGCAGCUUGGCGUACCUGCGCACGGAGUGCUAUGGGUAUGCACUGGCAGAUGCUACGCGUGCCCUGGAAAUCGAUAAAAAUUACAUCAAAGGCUACUACCGACGUGCCACCUCCAACAUGGCACUGGGCAAAUUCAAGGCUGCGCUCAAGGACUAUGAGACGGUAGUACGGGUGCGGCCCAAUGACAAGGACGCCAAGAUGAAAUACCAGGAAUGUAAUAAGAUAGUGAAGCAGAAAGCCUUUGAGAGAGCCAUCGCUAGUGACGAACUCAAGAAAUCAGUGGUUGACUCCUUGGACAUUGAGAAUAUGAUGAUUGAAGAUGACUACACAGGUCCGAAACUUGAAGACGGAAAGGUGACUGUACAGUUCAUGAAUGAUUUAAUGGAGUGGUUUAAGGAUCAGAAGAAACUCCACAGGAAGUGUGCCUAUCAGAUUUUGGUUCAGGUCAAAGACAUUUUAUCCAAACUCCCAAGUCUUGUAGAAAUAACGUUAAAAGAGUCAGAGAAGAUCACUAUAUGUGGUGACACGCAUGGCCAGUACUAUGACCUCCUUAACAUAUUUGAGCUGAAUGGAUUACCCUCCCCGACAAACCCCUAUCUGUUCAAUGGUGAUUUUGUUGACCGUGGCUCCUUUUCUGUGGAGGUGAUUCUCACGCUUUUUGGCUUCAAGCUGCUCUAUCCAGACUACUUCCACCUGCUGAGGGGUAACCAUGAAACGGACAACAUGAACCAAAUGUACGGCUUUGAGGGGGAGGUCAAAGCCAAGUACACGGCGCAGAUGUUCCAGCUGUUUAGCGAGGUCUUCCAGUGGCUGCCCCUAGCACAGUGCAUCAACAGUAGAGUUUUGGUAAUGCAUGGGGGUCUCUUCAGCGAGGACGGCGUGACGCUAGAUGACAUCCGCAAAAUUGAGAGGAACCGACAGCCACCAGAUUCUGGCCCCAUGUGCGAUCUGCUGUGGUCAGACCCCCAGCCACAAAAUGGGCGGUCGAUCAGCAAGAGGGGAGUGAGCUGCCAGUUUGGGCCAGACGUGACGGAGCGAUUCCUCACCGAGAACAAACUGCAGUACAUCGUUCGCAGUCACGAGGUCAAGGCCGAGGGCUAUGAGGUCACCCACUCAGGGAAGUGCAUCACUGUCUUCUCGGCACCCAACUACUGUGACCAGAUGGGUAACAAAGGAGCCUAUAUCCACCUCAGGGGGUCCGACCUUAAGCCAGAAUUUCACCAAUUCACUGCUGUGCCUCAUCCGAAUGUCAAGCCCAUGGCGUACGCAAACUCCUUGAUGCAGUUGGGAAUGAUGUAAAGAGCCUGUCUGUGUGUGUGUGCGUGCGUGCGCAGGUGUGGCAUCUUUACCAUUUCGUUUUGUUUUUUUGUUUAUCUGUCUUUUUUUUUUUCGUAUACAGCUCUUAUUGCCACUAACCUUACCUCCUCUCAAAAAACUCUUCUCAAACUCCAUGUACGCACACGAGGGAGGUUAGGGUAUUUCUCUACUGGUCCAGUCAAAAACAUGUGCUUCGAUGUUAACGGUUUAGUACAACUACGCAACACAUCUCUGGCCAAUUCAUGCUAUGACAUAAAUUUGUAAUUAUUAGAUUUUUUUUUUUUUUAAUUUAAAUCACAUAACUAGUACAUGAUUACUUCAGUGUUGGGAUUCAAGCACUAGUUGGCGCCAAAGACCAGUACUGGAACAGCUUUCAAGUAUUUGACAUAACGUGAUUAUCCACCUUAGAGGAAAUCUUUCGGGUGAUGCUGAGUGUGUCUGCGUCAGAAUGUGACAAUAUCAUGGUCCUGUCACUUUGCCAAGUACCGUCUUUUUAAAGUUGAUGCAUCCCGCCGCCCCCACAAUUACUUUUAAUUUGUGGGAUGAAUAUUUUAAGUACAGUACUGUCAUUUAAAACCAAAUAUAGGUUAUUCACUUCGGGGGGGGUAGUCUAACCGAGAGAAUUGUCACAGGUUCUAUUUUAAUAGUUCUGUGUGUUCUUCUUCCAUAUUUAUUCUGAGGCUUUCUGACAAGCUUGUCUUGGCAAAGUAAAUGCGCUACUUACCGUUCUCUCCCAGUACCAGGUCCUGGUAAUGGGGGGGACGCUGAAGCCACUUUGCUGAGAAACACACAGGCAAUACUUUCAGUCCCUUCGUGUGUCGUGAAGCUCCCUUUAUGAAAGACGUGUUACGGACAUGUAAAGCCAUCGUCCUGUUUCUGAAGCGCACAGCAACAUUGUCCUGGGCUUUUUAGAUAAUGUUAUACAAAUGUGUAUGUGUGUGUAUAUAUGCUGUAUAUCAUUUCAGAUUCCAGUGUACAUGUUUGAAGAAGCAGGAGGAGAAAAUAAAAUGGUCGUCAGUAAUUUUAAACAAUGAAACAUCUGUUUGUUAAAUGAGUGGCUGUAUAGCCUGCCCCCCAUGAAAUGAAUUUGUACUGCACAUGCCCCCCCCCCCCCCUUAUAAAAAAGCUUACUGGUA